CGCUCUACUGCUGCUAGUCUUCACUGCUUUUCUGCUAAUCAUCUCACUACACACAUCAAUGGCUUCAGAUUUGAAAGAUGCCCACGUUGUGGAAAUAGCUGUGGAUGGAGAACACCAGCACAAAAUUAUCACAGCUAUGAACGCCAUCACUGCAAUCCACCACCACCCAUUAAUGGAAAUCUCUCAGAGCCCCGGCCACCUCUUGCUUCUCAAGCUCUGGCAGAGAGAAGAGGACCUUUCCGGCCGCCGAAUCGCUCUCAGAGAGACCAGAAUGGACUCCAUUAAGAGAGAGAUAUUUCAAUUGUGUUGUUUCUUUUUCAUGUUUCAUGCGUUUUACUUGAUACUACUGUUUACAUCUUCGGUGGAUUUGGAGGAUCACGCCUGUAGAAAAUGGUGGAUCCCCGUGGUUUUAUUGGUCUCCACUUCGCUUGCUAUAGUGUUUUUGGUUCAGGUGAAACUAUGGAGGUAUUGGAAGGUUUACAGACAGUUGCAGAGAGAAAAGAGCGAUGGUCGCGCUGUUACUAGGUUUAUUCAGGAGUUGAGGAUGAAAGGGGCGAGCUUCGAUCUAUCGAAGGAACCCCAGAACUCCAGGCGGAUGAAGAGCUCCAGCGUGGAAAUCAAAUGGAGGCCUCUUGUUUGGUGUUCUCAGAAUCUGAUAACUAUCUGUCUUGUUUGCUUUACAGGUUUGGUGAUCCCUGCUUGCAAAUUCAUCCUCUGCUCGUAGAGAAUUCGGAGAACCGUUGCGUUGAUCAUCCUUGAGUUCUGGGUGCAGUCUACCUGUUUGUUUGGUUGAUGUGUUGGGCUUUUCCUCAUUUUUGGAUGUGCUCAAGCCACAUUGAACAAGUGAUGAAUCUGAGAGAUGCAAGGGCGUCUCCUACUUUUCUUCUUCUAAGUCCUUCCUAGGGGAUGAAGCAUUUCGGUCCGAUCAAUGGCAAGAUUGCUAGAACCAAGCAGAGAGGGUUCUUUUGGCCAUUCCAAAGUUCCGCCCAAAUGAAUUGAAAGUAAAAAUUUGAUGAGAUUGCAAGCAACCAACCCUGAGAUUGCCUUCCAGAUUGGUCAAGAACAGUGACUGCUGAAUCAAGUGACAUGAUGAACAGUCUUCACAAUGAAACCACAAACAUCCUGCUCAUCACUCAAUGCAAGGGAAUUCAUCACGUAUACAAUUUCAUUUCCCAGGAUUCCUAUUUCCCUAAUAUGAUGUCACUUCUGAAGAUGUUCCUCGGGCAACACAGCUUGUGUGCUCAGGUUUUGUUGUUCAAAAAGUUCAGUUUCCAUUUAUUCAAUCAAUAACACAGUUUUUGUUUA
Molecule: messenger RNA, 1305 nt
Organism: Vitis vinifera (wine grape)
Lineage: Eukaryota; Viridiplantae; Streptophyta; Magnoliopsida; Vitales; Vitaceae
Exons: 3
Coding region: 59-724 (221 amino acids)
Source: RefSeq, a predicted model, not a curated record